UCAUACAUCUCAUGCCACCACUGUGCCGACCACGGUGGCCGGAAGCCAGGAUGAGGAUGUGUCUAGUUAUGGAGAAGGAGGAGCUGGAAGGGAUCGGGCGAUGGAGAGGAUGGCGGAGCAGUUGCGCCAGUUGCAGGACAAGGUGGAGGGUAGACCAGAGAGGAGAGCUCGAGGACACUCCUUUUCGAGGGAGAUUCUCGCUGCUCCUUUGCUAAAUAAUUUCAAGAAGACCAACUUGGUGUAUGAUGGGUCAUCUGACCCGUCGAGACAUGUGAGGACCUUCGAAAAUAUGGCGGUGUUGCAUGGAUAUUUUGAUUCUGUUUGUUGCAGGGCAUUUUUAUCGACCCUACGUGGAGGAGCGCUCGAUUGGUUUCAUCAGCUUCCCCCUGGGUCAGUCGCGAGCUUUGAGGACUUUACUGGCAAGCUUAUUAAUCAAUGCUUGAGCGCGGUGGUGCAGGAAACGUAUUUGACUUUGAUGGCAAUGAGGCAGAGGGAGAAGAAGUCACUGAGGAAGUAUGUUGCUCGAUAUAACCAAAC
Messenger RNA from Striga hermonthica, 537 nucleotides. The record is from the annotation of a GenBank genome assembly. NCBI's taxonomy places the organism in Eukaryota, Viridiplantae, Streptophyta, Magnoliopsida, Lamiales, Orobanchaceae.